Molecule: messenger RNA, 6011 nt
Organism: Xiphias gladius (swordfish)
Lineage: Eukaryota; Metazoa; Chordata; Actinopteri; Istiophoriformes; Xiphiidae
Gene: topaz1
Product: testis and ovary specific PAZ domain containing 1
Exons: 20
Coding region: 142-5376 (1744 amino acids)
Biological process (GO): spermatid development; spermatocyte division
Source: RefSeq, a predicted model, not a curated record
AAGAUUAGCGUCAGGUCCGGCUCUAGUGUAGACGCAGUUUCACAGCAGGUUUAUACUUCAGUCGAAAGCACGUUUUAUAAGAACUAAGGGAAGAAAGUAUUAUUCACAACUUUCGACUGUCACAUUUUUUUAAUUGUCAGCAUGUUCCCGUCUUCUAGCAAGGUCAAACUCAACCGAGUCGCGUUAAAAGACGUUGUUGGUUUGAAACUGGUGCCGCGGCGGAGACGAGUCCUGCCGAAUAAUGUUACAGUUGCCUCCAAACAGCAGGAGGAAAAACAAGAAGAUUCUCAAGUAAUGUCAGGGAAAGACACCGCCUCCGUCCCUAACAGCAAUGAGACCGUCCAGAGUUCUUUAACAGACCAAAUGGGCCCCGACAGUGUGACACACACGGCCAGAAACAUCACUGAAGGAGAGCCGGAGGACAAUUGCGUAGACAUUGAUAGGAAUACACACCCAAGCCCCAUUGGACUCGCUGGUUCAGAAGGGUCUUUGAGAAGAGCUUUCACAGCCUCUCGCUGCGGUCUCUGUGGGGACUGUAAAUACAUUUCCCCUCAGCAGAAGACACUGGGUAAGCAAAGGCAAAAAAGCAGUAGCCCAGGGCCAGAGCAGUCUACGAUUGAGUUAAAGAUUAAGAAAGGAAACCCAGUCACUGAGACCUCUAGGAAGAUUAUCGUGUGGAUAGACCAGAAUCCGAAAGUGACGCUUUGUGACAUUGCCCAAAAAUGUGAUGUGUGCAGUCACCGUUGUAGCUAUGUGUUACCGGAUGUUCUCAAGACCAAGGUUGUGCAUUGCUUCAAACAGGACAUGAGAGCUGGAUUUCGGUUUGUGCCUGGUUGUUUAGGGCAUGAAAAACACAAAAACGAGGAAAGUGCUCUGGCUAAAAAUAGCAAGUUGUGUCCUAGGGUUCAGUCUGAGAAGCGCGUCUCUCAGUCUCAGAGUCUGACUGAACACCAGAGACACCUGAGAGAACACACAGAUGCAGAGAUUUUAUCCAGUCAUACCACAUAUCAUUUCCCCAAGGGCCGGCCAAGUGAAGCCUCUGCAACUUGUUCUGCUUCUUUCUUAUUAGGUAAACGUACAAACAAGAGGGAGUGCAAGACUAGCAUGUGGGACAGAGAUGUCAAGGAGGAUCCUGGGCUGGGAGUGGAGAUUUACAGAGAUAAAAGAAUAAAGCUUGAGGAUAGCGUUAAAGAUGGGAAUUUGCUUUCCACCCCAGACUUAGAAAGCAUUAUUUGCAAUGACACAGCAAAAACUUGCUUUAUAGACAAUGAGAAAACAUGUUCUGAGAUGUCUAAUGACAGUCAGUCAUGUCUAGAACUUAAAUUUGGGGGCUGCAGCACUUAUCGGUCACCUGUAAAAGAAAACUGUGUCCACAAGAAACCUUGUGGUCAGAUGGGCAAACCCAGAAAAACUGAUGCAGCACAAAUGUCAUCAGAACUAUUCUGUCAGAGGAAUGAGGUGGACACAGAUGAACUAGAGUCAUUCACCUGCCAGAGAGUGAGGGUGUAUUGCAGAAAAAUAAAUUUUACUUGUGCACGGACAUACAUGUCUUGGCCCUUCUCUAACAUCGACCGCACCCUUACAGCACAUGCUGGCACUAUAGCCGGUCCAGCGGAGCUUAUUCAUCCAUCAGCUAGAAAUAACAGUGACUCUCCAAAAAAUCAAAAUCAGUCAGGUCCACUGAGCAGCCGAACCGAUUACAUGCUUCCAAAUGCACCAACAGACCCCUCUUCAGACACAACCCAUCAGGUUUGCCAUCAAAAUGAAGAGAAGCAAGAAGAGGAUGGGGAGCACAUUAUAGCCAAGAGAAAUGGGAAAAGACAUGCCAAUAUGUCUUCAUACUCUUCAAACAGCAAAAACAUGGAGUUUGCACCUAACUUGACGGAGGCUGAAGAAACGCUAGCCAGUCUGGUCUCAGAUAAGGCUACCCUUUCCACCCUAAGUCAGCAAGGAAGAGAGCUGGGCACUGACACAGUCUCAGCCUCAUCUACACCAGUUAAUGGUCAAGAAACUGACAGCUCCAUGUCUACCCCUUCCCCCUUAGCACUGGGCUUGAGUGACUGGGAAACAGCCACUACUUUGUCUCCCAUGUCAUCUCUCUUCACACAUGGUGGUCUGAAUAGCCUCUCAGCCACACCGUCCUCUCUCCCACCUUCAUCGCUUCUACUGGAGAAAGUCAAAGGGCUUGAGUUGGCUGAAGCUCAUUCUGCAAGCACUUCAUCAACAUCCUCCUCACCCAAACAUAAUAUCCAAGCUGUAGAAAAACCAUUCUUCUACUGUGAAGAAACCCAAAUGACUUUGUGUUGUUCGUCACCCAGACCUUCAUCUGUUCCCUCACACAACUCCGACUUCUUUCAUUCAUGUGAAUCCUCCCUCCUCCUUCCUCAAGAUGAGCAAGGGAGUGAUAAAGGAACUCUCUCAGACAUGAGCCCACCACAACUGGAGCCAUAUUAUAAUACAAACCUCUGUAACCGGAACCUUCCUGUUGCUUUGGAACAAUGUGUAGUAACUAACUCAAAUGAUUUUACACUUCCACCACUGCUCUCUCCUGUCACUUCACCUCAAGGGCACUUGUUUUCAAGCUUCCUGCCCCAGAGCCAAUGCUGUUCAGAUGAGGAGGAAGAGGAGGAGGAGAUACAGAAAGACCCCAGCAAGCAAAACAUGUUAUCUGGACAUCACAUGCCACAAAUUGGUAAUGGCAAUCGUCAAAACUGCGAAGAGUAUCUUGUCCACCACCAACAUGAAGGACACAGUAAUCAAGAACUGGAGGGAGUCUCAUCAAUACGGAAAACUCCAACUUCUCACAUCAUUGUUGGAAAUGUGAAAGAUGGUAUCAAAGAGGAAAGCCACGAUAAAACUGAUUACAAAGAUGAUGUGGAACAGUGUAACAGAAGUUCUGAACAAUUUCCCUCAGCUCCUAAAAUAAGGGCAAACCUUACCUCAGGUGCUCUUACAGAACGCUGCUCUUCUCCCGGCUAUGAUCAGGGACAGCCAUGUUCUUCUAGAGAUGAAGGAUCAACUCCAUCUGAAAUAGCGGGCAGUGAAAGGGAUAAAACUGAAGCAGAAGCAGCUGGUGAUGCUCAGCCCUGCAUUUUGAAUGAGUUCACAGCCUAUGAACAAGACAUCCUGCUUGUCGAUGUGAUCCAGGAUGAUCCAGAGCUGUUUGAAAACCUACCUGAGGAAAGCCUGCUGAAACUGGGCCCUACGAGGGUCAGUGAAGCCCUAAAAACCAGACUGACUGGAGCAGUGAAAACACUAUCGCCAAGGAUAGAUGCUGCAUCACUGGAGUUUGAACAAAGAUCAACACCAGUUGUUGUAAAUUUUCCCUGUGACAGUCAUAAUAUAACAGAGGAGAAUAAUAGCAGACCCUGGAGACCUCAGUGUAGCAGCACCACCUCCUCCAAAAUGCAAAACAACACGUGGCCUGCCACAGACAAGCAAACCAGAAACAUGGGUCAGUCCGAUGACGACGACAAUCGUGUAAACGGAGGCCUGGAAAGGAAUCAGCCCAUCCAGACAGUGAACUCCCCACAUAACAUCCCCCCACUUAUGACCGUAAGAAAUGGGCCAUGGAUCACAACCCCAGUAAACAUGACAGACUUUAGGCGCCAGAAAUCUAAUGCUUACUGCAGGCAGUACUUCAGUGAAUCGCUCUCCUGUGGAUUCAAGAUGUGUCGAUUCCAGCAUGUGCCUGUGGAGGGGGAUGAGAAGUUCUGCGUUGAAACUGUGGCCCGGUUCAUUAAAAAUCCAAUGUGUCUCCAGAAAGCAGGAGCUGUGUUUACAGGCUACUACCAGAACAACCCACCAGGAGUAUAUUUCUCCAUGCCAGUGCUUCUGUCACUCCUUCAGGCUCUGCUCAAGGCCGGCAUGGUGUCUGAUGUCCUUUCAGUCCUCAGUGUCAGCUUGGCCCACAAGAUAGUGCCCGGCCAUGAGUUCCUGCUGGCCCUCUUUAACUUUGUGAGAGAGAAGGGUCUCAUGGGCUCUGUACCUGAACUCAUGCAGCUCACAUUCAAGAUGGCCAGUGCAGGUCUAGUGCUGAGUUUGGAUUGCCUUGACUGUGUAAGAAACACCCCCGAGUUCCAGCAGACAGUCCAUCCAAACUCACCUGUUUUGAUGUCUGGCAACCACAAGCUAUCCACCAGUGCUCCCUUUCCAGAGUACCUGAAUUUGGCCCACUCCAUUGUGGAAUUAGAGCUUUGUACCAAGCAAGAGGACUGGAGGCGGAUGGGACAGGUUUUCAGGUCCAUCUGCCAAUCCAGCCAACAUCCCAACCAGGUGGAACAAAUCAGUGGUCGCAUUGCCAUAGCGCUCCUGUCUGAGAGCAAAGAUAAGCUGUCCCUGCCCUAUGCCGCCUUUGCUGAGACAGUGUGUCAGACUGAAGAUGAGGACACCCUGAUCCAGAGUUUUUUAGGCAGAAUUGGAGUCUCUCUCAUGUUAAGAUAUCACAAAACACAUCAAUGGACCAAGGGUCGGAGGGUGGUGGAGGUGCUGUCCAUUUCAAAAGUCAGCUACUCAACACUGAAGGGUUUGUUUGGGAAUGAGGAUGGAGCUUCACGCUGCUACCUGGUCACUGUGGCUACCGAGCUCUUCCUUCUGAGCGGCAGCGUGGAGGGAGCUCUAAACACACUCCGAGAAAACAAUUGGUUCCUGAGUUCAUACUCAUGGCCAUGUGAGCCUGCGGAUCUGGACAGUAGGAGUCGAGUGCUAAUGCGUCUGGCUGAGAAAACCUCUCACCGAGACACACUGGAAGUUCUGUCUAACCUCCCCGGAAUGAAAGAGCCGAACGACUUGAUUGAUAUCUCCAGGUAUGGUCCUCUGUUUAACUCCCAUCUACAAGUGUGUGUGGACAGGCAGAUCCUUCCUUUAGCCUCAGAUUCAGUAGACUUCAUGCUCUCUAAAAACCUGGCAGUUGACCACGCUAUGCUGCAGAUACUUUUACACAAACUGGGCAAGCAGAACCUCUGGCUCCGUGCACGGGAAGUCUUCAGACACUCUCUGAGUGUGGGGUACUACCCUGGUGUGUCGGCUCCCCCUGGAUUCAUGGCACUGAUAGUCCCCUGCCAACUGGGGGAGGUGGAGCUGGCUCUCGCCUUUGAGAUGUUCAUCACCGUCAACGCAACAGUCAUGCUCCAGCUUUCAGAGACCACCACUUCCUGCCUCAGCAUCACUCUCAAAAGGACUGAACGUGGUGAGAGUGAGUACCUCUCAGCUGGUAGCCGCCUCCUCUCUGCAGCUUGUAUCCCUCAGCCCAAACUAAUUGUUCACUACAAAGCAGUUAACUCCGCACAGGAGCAAGUGUUCACACUUGACAUUUCCUCUGCUCGACGCUGGCUCCGCCACAAUCAUUUGUGGGCCAAUGAGGUAUGGACGCAUUGACCUGAACGGUUAUCCCCCUGCAGUCCCUGGAAGUACUUGAUUUACUUUCCCUUGAAACUGCUUACGUUCCACAGACAUCAGUCGACGUCAGGAAAACAAACAAAUGAAAUCAGGAAAAUUAAUGCAUGUGAAUUUCUGUUGGCUGUACGUUUGUACACUAAUGGUCAUAUUUCAAUUUAGCCUUUGACUAGGAAGCAGAAAUUUAGAAGAUCAAAGACUGACGCCAGAACUUUACGCCUUUUUUUUGUUUGUUUGUUUGUUGUUUGUUUUUUUUACAAAGCUGAUUUUGUCUUUUUGUUCAUGUUUGUUUUACAGUAUGUUUAAGGGUUUUUUUGUUGUUAAUUCCUUGUUGUUUCCUGAGUUUUUUUAGCUGAUUUGUCACUCAGUGUUUUUGUGAUUUAGUAUUUGAAAAAUAAGUCUGUCAAGAAACAGAGUCCGACAUAAUUUUUAUUAUAAGUAUUACACUUUGUUUACUUCAUUGUAAAUAACAUCUCAGUGUAAAUAGGUAUAUAUUUAUAAUGUUGUUUAGUCUUUUUCAGUAUUAUGUUACUGUAUUAUUUUACUGAUUGUCAAAACAUUGUUGCCAGUUCAAGAGCUGUGAUUUACAUUUUCUUUAUAUGAAGUUUUUAAAAAAA